AUUAUUAUUUAAAAAAAAGAAGCUUAUUUCUGUUUUUCUCGUUUUCCUCCGCAAAAAUCUCUCCGGUGUCUCUUUGGUCUCUCUCUUUCGGUUUGUUUUUCCCGUUUCGACUCUGAAUUCUGGAAAAUUGAACCAAACAGAUCUACCAAGCUCACAGUGCAGGUUUGUUCUAGGGUUUGCUUCCCCUCUUUAUGCCCGAAUCGAGAUUAAACUCUUUCCUUAGUUUCAGAUUAUGCACAUUUGGCAAGCGUUUUGAGCUUAGUUCUACUGCGGAUUUUAUCGGCUAAGUGAAACUGUAGUUAACAGAGUAAUUUGUAGCUAAUAGCUAUGAACAUAUAUACUCUGGAAAUAGUGUAACCAAGAAUGCCGGGCAUCCCUUUAGUGGCUCGUGAAACCUCAACCUAUACAAGAAGCACGGAUCAAAUGUGCCGUGAAGAUGGUCGUCUGCAUUUGUCUGCAGAAGAGGAAAUGGCAGCCGAAGAGAGUUUUUCCAUAUAUUGCAAGCCUGUGGAACUCUAUAACAUCCUCCAGCGUCGUGCAAUAAGAAAUCCAUCAUUUCUGCAAAGAUGUUUGAACUACAAAAUACAAGCAAAGCACAAAAGAAGAAUACAAGUGACGAUUUCCCCGAUUGUGACUGUGAAUGGAAGUUCAGUUUCUUGUAGUCUCUUUCCCUUGUACAUUUUGUUGGCAAGAGCAUUUUCUGACAUUGGGAUUUCAGAGUAUUCUGCAGUAUAUCGCUUUCGUCGAGCAUGUGUUUUGACCAACUUCUCUGGAGUAGAGGGAAGUACCCAAGCUCAUGCAAAUUUUAUUCUCCCUGAAAUCAAUAAGUUAGCAUUGGAGGCCAAGUCUGGUUCACUUGCUAUCUUGUUUGUUAGCUUUGCUGGAGCCCAAAGUCCUGUGCAUGGAGUUGAGAUAACCAAAGGCCAUUUAGAAAAUGUUGGAGGAUGCUGCCUGUUGGGCUUAAUACCACUGGAAUCACUCUAUAUGUCAUUGGAGAAGUCACCAAACUUGAGUUUGGGACAAAGGGUGGAGGUGACAUCUCAGGUUGACAUGAAAUCAUGCUUCUUGAAGUUAAGUUGUUUCAAUGAUGACAAAUGCCUUUCGAUUCAAAUUCCACAUGGCUCUGAAACUGUGAAUACUUCACAACACAUUCAAGUCAACAUUUCUGCUGAAGAGGUUGGGGCUAAGGAAAAAUCUCCUUAUCAUUCAUACACAUGUGGUGACAUUUCUUCAUCAUUAUCUCAUAUUAUUGGGUUGAGGGCUGGAAACGUCAUCUUCAACUACAGGUAUUACAAUAAUAAGUUGCAAAAGACUGAAGUAACUGAAGACUUCUCGUGCCCAUUCUGCUUGGUAAGAUGUGCAAGUUUUAAGGGUCUAAGAUACCACUUACCUUCAUCACAUGAUCUCUUCAAUUUUGAGUUUUGGGUGACUGAAGAGGUUCAAGCUGUAAAUAUAUCAGUGAAGACUGAUAUCUGGAGAUCUGAGAUUGUUGCUGAUGGUGUUGAUCCAAAACAACCAACAUUUUUCUUUUGCUCAAAGAAGCCAAAGCACAAAAGACGCAAGAACUUUGUUCAAAAUGUAAAGCACGUACAUCCGUUCAUCCUUGAGUCUAACUUACGUAUCGGAGCCUCUUGUAUCCUUGAUGAACCUGUCGAUGUGUGUAUCUCAGGCAGGAAGGAUUUGCCUACUGCCAGCAUUGGCGCUGUAGCAGUUAUAGAAAAUGUUCCUUCCAGCUUUGGAUGUGCAGCACAAGCAUAUCCUGAUCCUGAAUGCGUUCAAUCAGCAUCUGCAAACAAUUUUGCGCCCCCUGCCAUGUUGCAAUUUGCAAAGACACGAAAAUUAUCUAUUGAACGGUCUGAACUGAGAAAUCGUACCCUCCUUCACAAACGACAGUUUUUUCACUCACAUAGAGCUCAGGCAAUGGCAAUCGAGCAAGUAUUAUCGGAUCGGGAUAGUGAGGAUGAAGUUGAUGAUGAUGUUGCAGAUUUUGAAGAUAGGAGGAUGCUUGAUGAUUUUGUGGAUGUUACUAAAGAUGAAAAGCAAAUGAUGCACUUGUGGAACUCAUUCGUGAGGAAGCAACGUGUCCUGGCAGAUGGCCAUAUUCCUUGGGCAUGUGAGGCAUUCUCGAGAUUACAUGGGCAUGAUCUUGCAAGAGCCCCAGCCCUAAUUUGGUGUUGGAGAUUAUUUAUGAUAAAACUAUGGAAUCAUGGUCUUCUAGAUGGGCGCACGAUGAACAGGUGUAAUAUUACCCUGGAGCAACACCAAAAGCAGGUCCUAGAUCCUGUGAAAAGCCAAGAGAGAUGAUCCUUUUUGUUGGCAAUCAGAGAAUGAAAAAGCAAAGAGGAAAGGCUUUAUUAUGAUGUGGUGAUCAAGGGCAAUCUUGAAGGUCCUUCCUGCUUUCAUCUUGUGAUUUUGUGCCAUUUUCUAUUGAUGAAAUUAUUUCAUAGCAAUAAGUAUUUUCACCAAAUCUGGAUUAUUAAAGUGAUGCGUAUCAUUGAUUGCUUAUGCUUUGACAUUUGAAGCCUCCUCUUAUUGUGUCAUAUGAUUAAUGUCUUAAUUACGUUAUUACAUCCAUUAAUUUGUGGAGAUGAAUUUCAUGGAGUAAUAUUUCCGUGUUUUCUUACA
Molecule: messenger RNA, 2625 nt
Organism: Manihot esculenta (cassava)
Lineage: Eukaryota; Viridiplantae; Streptophyta; Magnoliopsida; Malpighiales; Euphorbiaceae
Product: polycomb group protein EMBRYONIC FLOWER 2
Exons: 21
Coding region: 364-2304 (646 amino acids)
Cellular component (GO): nucleus
Molecular function (GO): chromatin DNA binding
Source: RefSeq, a predicted model, not a curated record